AUGACUUCAACAACAUUGCUUGAAAGACCUGUUGAAUUAUGGAGACCAAAAGACAUUAAAAAUACUGAAAUGGAAAAGUUUCGAUUGGCCGUUAAUAAAAAAUUUAAUAUUAAUUUGGGAAAUUAUCAAGAACUUUGGAAAUGGUCAACUGAAAACAUUUCAGAAUUUUGGGCAAUGGUUUGGGAUUUUACAAAUAUAAUAUAUUCAAUUCCAUAUAAACAAGUAUUAGAAGAAUCAAAACCGAUGGAUCAAAAUCCAUCAUGGUUUAUUGGAGCAAAGCUUAAUUUUGCUGAAAAUUUAUUACGAUGUCGAGAUAAAAAUAAAAUUGCAUUGAUCUCUACAGGUGAAGGUAGAAUUCCGAUAAGAAUAACGUAUGAAGAACUAUAUAAUCGAGUUAAUCAUUUAGCUUCAGCAAUGAGAUUAGCUGGUGUUAAAGUUGGAGAUAGAGUUUGCGCGUAUAUUUCCAAUUGUAUAGAGGCAGUUAUAGCGAUGUUAGCAGCCUCAAGUAUAGGAGCAAUAUGGAGUAGCACGUCGACAGAUUUUGGUGUCACUGCUGUAUUAGAUAGAUUUUUACAGAUUAAACCAAAAAUAUUACUUUCAGUUAACGCAGUUAUUUAUAAUAAUAAAACACAUGAUCAUUUAUCAAAAUUAAGGAAAGUCGUAGAAAGUUUAGUAGAAGAAAAACAAGGAGGAGGUUGUUUAGAAAAAGUUAUAAUCAUACCAUUUGUUACUGAUUCUUCUUCUACCACUUCCGACGACAAUGAUAUAUCUUCAAUACCAUUAGCAAUAAGCUGGAAUGAUUUUCUAAAUACAUGUGAAGAUCCUUUAUUGAAAAAAAAAGAUUUAAUAUUUGAACAAUUACCAUUUGAUCAUCCACUAUACAUAUUAUUUUCUUCGGGUACAACAGGAAAACCCAAAUGUUUAGUUCAUCGAUCAGGAGGAAUGUUGAUUCAACAUAAAAAAGAACACAUAUUACAUGGAAAUCUGAAUAGCAAUGAUGUGUUUUUUUAUUAUACAACAACUGGCUGGAUGAUGUGGAAUUGGUUAGUGUCAGGUUUAUUUGUUGGUUGUACUUUGGUGCUUUAUGAUGGUUCUCCCUUUCAACCAAAACCUUCUAUUCUGUGGGAAUUAGUUGAUGAAUUAGGAAUAACAAUUUUUGGGACAUCAGCAAAAUAUAUACAAAGCUUACAAGAUAUAAAUUACAAACCCAAAGAUAACCAUAAAUUAAAUAGUUUGCGUAUAAUUUUUUCGACCGGAUCACCUUUGAAGCCUGAAAGUUUUGAUUUUAUUUAUAAAGAAGUAAAAGAUGAUAUAUUAUUAGGAUCGAUUACAGGCGGAACAGAUAUAUGUUCAUUAUUUGCAGGACAUAAUGUUACUUUACCAGUUUAUAAAGGUGAAAUUCAAUGUGUUUGUUUAGGUAUGAAAAUUGAAGCAUGGGAAGCACAAGACUUGGUUUGUGUAAAACCAUUCCCGUGUAUGCCAAUAUAUUUUUGGAAUGAUGAUUCUAAUAAUUCUAAAUAUAAAUCAACUUAUUUUUCCCGUUAUUCAUCAGUUUGGUAUCAUGGAGAUUUUGUAAUAAUAAAUAAUCCAGAUGUCAACAUUUACAACGAUAACAAUCAUGAUUAUAAUAAUAAUGGUGUUAUAAUGUUGGGUAGAUCUGAUAGUACAUUGAAUCCGGGAGGUGUAAGGUUUGGUAGCGCGGAAAUUUAUAAUGUCAUAGAAAGUAAUUUUAAUGAUUUAGUAAAAGAUAGUUUAGUGGUUGGUCAGAAAUUAGUUGUGGAGGAUGACGAGAGAGUUGUUUUAUUUUUGGUGAUGAAUGAUGAUGUGGAAUUGAAUGACGGAUUGAUUAGUAAGAUUAAGAAAUGUAUUAGAGAUCAAUUGAGCCCAAGGCAUGUUCCUUCUGUUAUUCUACCUAUUCAAGAUAUUCCGGUAUUAGAAGUAGCAGUGAAAAGAAUAAUUUCAGGUGAAAAUGUUAUAGCAUCUGGAACAUUAGCAAAUCCUGAUAGCCUAUCAUUAUAUUAUGAUUUACCUGAAUUAAAGCUGACAAAAUAA
Entrophospora candida is the source of this 2052-nucleotide messenger RNA. The record is from the annotation of a GenBank genome assembly. NCBI's taxonomy places the organism in Eukaryota, Fungi, Glomeromycota, Glomeromycetes, Entrophosporales, Entrophosporaceae.